Messenger RNA from Photinus pyralis (common eastern firefly), 599 nucleotides. RefSeq lists its product as uncharacterized. The transcript has 2 exons. The record is from RefSeq and is a predicted model, not a curated record. Lineage: Eukaryota; Metazoa; Arthropoda; Insecta; Coleoptera; Lampyridae. The coding region runs from base 117 to 581 and encodes 154 amino acids. Gene Ontology annotation, molecular function: odorant binding.
UUAAAAAUUGCUGCAAUCAGGAAAAACAUCGCAUAUUUUUACAAAAUAUUCCUUACGAGACGUUAAUAUAUCAAUACAAUUCACGAAUAAGAGUAUUAAAACUGCUUUUGAUUAAAAUGAAAGUUAUCAUAGUGCUGAUUGGAGUUUGUGUGGCAAUAUUUCAGGCUCAGGCUCGAACUUCCGAGAGCAUUUCCGUCGACACCCCUGACGUUAUUUUGGACAACAUCGUCGACGGAAAAGUAUGCUCUCGCCAAGUGGGCGUCGCCGAUGGUGGCUUCAAGAAUGUAGAAGAUCAGGACGGAUUGUUACCCGAAGACAAUGAAUCGCUGAAUGCGUUUCACGGUUGUAUUUUUAAAAGGAAGGGGAUUAUAGAUAACCACGGAAUAAUCGACGUUGGAAAUUUGCGCAUCUAUUUAUCAAAUUUGUUUACGUUGGAUCAAGCCAUAUCGCCAUCUCAAAGGAGAUUAGUAGAAAGCUCGAUUGAGGACUGUCGGAAUACUACUGGUAAAGAUUAUAAUCAAAAGUCUGUAAAGCUUAUUAAUUGUGUAAUGAAAAAAUUGUACGGUUUGGUGAAGGAAUAAAAUAGUUAUCUACUGCUA